Messenger RNA from Alligator sinensis (Chinese alligator), 1803 nucleotides. It is a transcript of the gene ARPC1A, whose product is annotated as actin related protein 2/3 complex subunit 1A. Bases 358 to 1470 code for a protein of 370 amino acids. Gene Ontology annotation, molecular function: actin filament binding. Lineage: Eukaryota; Metazoa; Chordata; Crocodylia; Alligatoridae. Gene Ontology annotation, cellular component: actin cytoskeleton; Arp2/3 protein complex. Gene Ontology annotation, biological process: Arp2/3 complex-mediated actin nucleation. The transcript has 11 exons. The record is from RefSeq and is a predicted model, not a curated record.
CAGUGCGCCCAGGGGCUCCUGGCCGCCGCGCAGGCGCAGUGGCAGUUUCCUGGAUCCCUUGUCAGUGCCGGGCCCUGCCGGCCGCUCCCUCUCCGGCCUCGCGUGGACUGACCAGAGUCCGCGGGCCGCCCUCCCCUCCCCUCUCCCUCACCAGAAUUGUUUUGAUGACCCUCCCAAACACUACUGUCACUCGAUACAAGUGAAGACAGCUUGAACAUAAGCUCAUCAGGAGGAUUUAUUCCCUGGAGGGACACUGUCAGUUGGGAAGAGUGGAUCAAAAUUCUCUUCCACCUUUGGGGAACAAGAGAAUAUGUUAGCCUUUUCACUUUUAAAACAUCAGGAUAUCCGUUAUUCAGAAUGUCCCUACAUCAAUUUUUACUAGAACCAAUAACCUGCCAUGCCUGGAACCGAGAUCGUACUCAGAUUGCCAUUAGCCCUAAUAACCAUGAAGUUCACAUCUAUAAGAAGAGUGGAAAUCAGUGGGUGAAGGCUCACGAGCUGAAGGAACACAAUGGACACAUUACAGGUAUUGACUGGGCGCCCAAGAGUGAUCGCAUUGUAACUUGCGGUGCAGACCGUAAUGCCUAUGUCUGGAGUCAAAAAGAUGGUGUGUGGAAGCCAACCCUGGUGAUUCUGAGAAUUAAUCGCGCGGCCACCUUUGUGAAGUGGUCUCCUCUGGAGAAUAAAUUUGCUGUAGGAAGUGGAGCUCGUCUUAUAUCAGUGUGCUACUUUGAAUCUGAGAAUGACUGGUGGGUGAGCAAACAUAUUAAAAAGCCUAUUCGCUCCACUGUACUUAGUCUGGACUGGCACCCCAAUAAUGUCUUGCUAGCUGCUGGAUCCUGUGACUUCAAAUGCAGAGUGUUUUCUGCUUACAUUAAGGAAGUGGAUGAAAAGCCAGCCAGCACACCAUGGGGCUCCAAGAUGCCCUUUGGUCAGCUAAUGUCAGAGUUUGGUGGUGCUGGAAGUGGUGGAUGGGUGCACAGUGUCAGCUUUUCUGCCAGUGGUAACCGCCUCGCCUGGGUCAGCCAUGAUAGUACCGUGUCAGUUGCUGAUGCAUCAAAAAACAUGAUGGUUUCACAGCUGAAAACAGAGUUCCUCCCACUCCUGAGCGUAUCAUUUGUCUCUGAGAACAGCGUGGUGGCAGCUGGUCACGAUUGCUGCCCUAUGCUCUUUAACUGUGAUGAACGUGGUUCCCUGACCUUCAUUUCCAAACUAGACAUUCCAAAACAGAGCAUCCAACGCAAUAUUUCUGCUAUGGAACGUUUCCGAAACAUGGACAAGAGAGCCACUACAGAGGAUCGCAACACUACUUUGGAGACGCUGCACCAAAACAGCAUUACCCAAGUGUCUAUUUAUGAGGUAGACAAACGAGAUUGUCGCAAGUUCUGCACCACUGGCAUUGAUGGAGCAAUGACCAUCUGGGACUUCAAGACCUUAGAGUCCUCUAUCCAAGGUCUACGAAUCAUGUAAAGACGAAUCUCCGUUAUCUAGCAUGACAGACUGCUUGACAGAAUGCAGCUCCAGCAUCUGCAAAGACCUGACAAGGGAUGAGGAAGGUGGAUCAUUUGGAAGCUCUGAGAAAAUAUGGCUUGGCAGAUUUCCUUUGAAAUAUAAAUUUGGUGACGUGUUGGUUUCAAAAUCAGCUGUGAUUGUCUUUUUUUUUUUUUUUUUUUUUGGUUGUUUCAUUCCAUACUUUACCAAAGCUGCUCCUUAAGUAGUUUAUUGCAGGAAGUUAUGAAUCACUAACUUAAAAGGGGAAUUUUAUGUAAAUUGUCUGCUAGAAAUUAAAAAGAAAAUACAGAA